Molecule: messenger RNA, 675 nt
Organism: Laccaria bicolor S238N-H82
Lineage: Eukaryota; Fungi; Basidiomycota; Agaricomycetes; Agaricales; Hydnangiaceae
Exons: 9
Coding region: 1-675 (224 amino acids)
Source: RefSeq, a predicted model, not a curated record
AUGCUACUCACGGCGUUGGUUUUGUCCUUGACCAUCACAGGGAACUGGCUCACCGAGUUGAAAGAAGCUUACGAUGCCUUCAUUCUACCUUCCAAUCCGUCCUCAUUGAACCAUAGUGGGUUAUCCCAUGCCGAAAUCGCCUAUCUUACUUUAGAAAACCCAUGGAACGUUGCAAACUCUGCUCUGUAUGUUGUUAGUACCCUUCUCGGCGAUGGGUUUAUGAUUUAUCGUCUCUACAUUGUGUGGGCCCGAAACAAGUAUAUCAUCAUCCCGCCUGCGCUUAUGUCUAUGUCGUUGGCAGUCACGGGGAGCAUGGUCACUUACCUGUUCUCUAGGUCAGCGGAAGCACCUAUUUUCGCGACGGCUGGGGCCUGGAUUACAGCCUCCUUCACACUGACGCUCAUAUGCAACCUGUAUUCUACGUCGCUUAUCGCUUUUAAGAUCUACCUCUCAAAUCGCCGCUUGGCACGGUUACACACACAAAGAGUUGGGUUUAAUAAAAUUAUGGAAAUUCUUGUUCAGAGUGCGGCGCUGUAUAGUUUCUGUCUUAUCCUGUCUUUGGCGACGUACAUCGCAAGUUCCAAUCUAGUGCUUAUCACUGUCGGUGCUACCAAUCCAAUCAUAGUAAGGUUCAGCUUCCAGUGUAUUAUGGCAAUCACCCAGUGGAUUUCAUGA